Pelobates cultripes (western spadefoot toad) is the source of this 13677-nucleotide messenger RNA. NCBI's taxonomy places the organism in Eukaryota, Metazoa, Chordata, Amphibia, Anura, Pelobatidae. The record is from the annotation of a GenBank genome assembly.
UUUGUCCUCCCCAAUCAAUGAUGGCGGCAUCGGCUUCUUCCUCCCGGUCCUCUUAGCCUAUCAGCGAUGCGGGAUUGCCUCUCUCAGCCGGACGUGACGUAAUUUCUAGUCCAAAAGCGGGACAGACAAGACUUGAUGGAGGAGGGUUGUUGACAGGGAAGCCAUGGUCGGGGCUCGGACUGGGACAGCUGGCUGCUUAUGACACCCCCCCCAGUAUCGGUCCUGACCCCUCACCGAGCUGGGUGCUGCCCGCCCAGGGACACUGACAGCCACACAACAUGGAGGAGCAGAAGGAGAACAGGCCGCUGCAUGCAGGCCACCCAGAGGCGGACGAUCUGUGCAGGAGGAUGGCGAAGCACAUGGAUCUCAAUGGAGGAGUGAGUGGGAGCUUUAUACGUUGUCUCAUUGAAAGGAUUAGGGGUCAGUGUGUGGGUGAGGAGAGAAAGGGGUCCAGUGUGUGGGUGAGGAGAGAAGGAUUAGGGGGGUCUGUGUGUGGGUCAGUGUGUGGGUGAGGAGAGAACUUGGGGAGCUGGGGUCUGUGUGUGGGUGAGGAGGCUGGGGGGGUCUGUGUGGGUGAGGAGAGAGCUGGGGGUCUGUGUGUGAGGGAGAGAGCUGGGGCAGGGGGUCUCUGUGUGUGGGUGAGGAGAGCUGGGGGUCUGGGUACUAGGUCAGGAGAGGAGCUGGGGGUCUGUGUGUGGGUGAGGAGAGCUGGGAGGGGUCUGUGUGUGGGUGUGAGGGAGAGAGCUGGGGAGAGCUGGGGGGUCUGUGUGGGGUGAGGGGAGAGAGAGCUGGGGGGUCUGUGUGUGGGUGGGUGAGGAGAGAGCUGGGGUCUGUGUGGGUGAGGAGAGAGCUGGGCGGGGGUCUGUGUGUGGGUGAGGAGAGAGCUGGGGGCUGUGUGUGUGGGCCUCAGAGAGAGCCGGGGGCCCAGGGGGCAGGAGGAGAGAGAGCUGGGAGAGAGAGCUGGGGGUCUGUGUGUGGGUGAGGAGAGAGCUGGGGGUCUCUGUGUGUGGGUGGGAGAGGAGAGGAGCUGGGGGGUCUGUGUGGGUGAGGAGAGAGCUGGGGGUCUGUGUGGGUGAGGAGAGAGGGUGAGGGAGAGCUGGGGGGUCUGUGUGGGUGAGGAGAGCUGGGGGGGGUCUGUGUGUGGGUGUGUGUGGGAGAGGGAGCUGCUGGGGGUCUGUGUGUGUGGGUGAGGAGAGAGCUGGGGGGUGGGGUGAGGAGAGUGCCAGCUGGGGAAGUGGGGGUCUGUGGUGAGGAGGGAGAGCUGGGGGUCUGUGUGUGGGUGAGUAGAGAGCUGGGGGGUGUGUGGGUGAGGGAGACUGGGGGGUCUGUGUGUGGGUGAGGAGAGAGCUGGGGGUCUGUGUGUGUGGGUGAGGGAGAGGGAGGCUGGGGGAGGAGAGAUGUGUGUGGGUGAGGAGAGAGCUGGGGGUGUGUGUGGGUGAGGAGAGAGCUGGGGUCUGUGUGGGUGAGGAGAGAGCUGGGGGGUGGGUGAGAGGAGAGAGCUGAGGAGAGAGCUUGGGGGGGUCUGUGUGUGGGUGAGGAGAGAGCUGGGGGUCUGUGUGUGUGGGUGAGGAGAGAGCUGGGGGUCUGUGUGUGGGUGGAGGAGAGAGCUGGGGGUCUGUGUGUGGGUGAGGAGAGAGCUGGGGGUCUGUGGGGGUGAGGAGAGCUGAGGAUGGGGGUUUUUAGGAUCUGUCACUGUGAAUGGGAACACCAUGUCAGGUGUUCAGAUUUUUUUUUUCUCCUGUAGGCUUUGCUCACCCCUCAGUGUUUAGGUAUACCUGCAGAGAUUCGUUGCUAUUGUACAGUGUAAAUAAUAUUUUCAAUAUGUUAAGUUGUAAAUGAAACAAACGUUGUGACAGUGGAUCAGAUUGUCGUUUCCCUGGACUUCUGAUACUAUGUUUACUUAUUCAACGCUAAACACCCGAACCACAUAAGCCUAAUGUAGUGAUUGUUGAGUAUAGGUUCUGGCACUGCAGGGCUCUGAUUUGUAAAUAUUGCCUUUUCUGAGGCAUUUGUCCCUAAUGAUACUUCUACUGAGAGCCACUGAAAGUACUUCAUAUUAUAUUACUGCAGUCUGUGCAGGGCAGAUAUUUGUUGCACUCACACUCUGCAUGAAGACCCGAACUAGAGGUGCUUCUUGUAGAUUCACAAAGUUUGACUCCGUGUAUCGAUUCUGGACAUCCUCACUCUUUGCAUGAGGAUGUCCAGCAUGUUGAAAAACCCCAUAGGAAAGCAGGGAGUCCCAUCACCCCCAUUGACUGAUGUCUGCAGAGAAGGAGGCAGAACCAGCGCUGGAAUCAGGUAAGCAAAGAAAUGAGCAUGUCUGUCCAUAAGCAGGAUUUGUCUCCUUUAGAAAUGUCUCCAAAUGUCGCAAGAUGGAUGUUACAGUAAUGCUACUGUGUGGGAAGUAAUAUAGUAACUGUUCCUAAAGCAAUUCAGAAUGGGGUUUGAAUGUUGCAUUCUUCCUGAUACAUAGUACAAAUAAAACACAACUUCUUCCUCUAAAAUGUAUUUUUUUUUUUUUCUUAUAAAAUUGAUAACAUUUGGCGACUGGCUGUGACUUUAUUACGGAUUUCCCUAACAAUAAACCAUAACUUUAAACCAAAAUCAAAUAUACAUUUAUGGCUCCUGGCUUUAAGAGGCACAGCCUGGAAAUGGCUAUUUCCAACCAAAUAAACAAAUUCCACCCUCCUGUGAUGACCAGGCUUAUAGGCCAAUGCCACCGAGCUUCUGGGCAAACAAACUAUGUGGGCCCCCCCAUAGGCCAUGGCCAUAACCACCAGAGACUGAAGACUUUAAAUUAAAUAUUACCAAACUUAUGACUGACAAAUUAAUCACAUUGCGCCUAUACACAUCUGUGCAACUGCCCUCAAUAACUAUAGAAACAUAGAAUGUGACGGCAGAUAAGAACCAUUCGGCCCAUCUAGUCUGCCCAAUUUUCUAAAUACUUUAAUUAGUCCCUGGCCUUAUCUUAUAGUUAGGAUAGCCUUAUGCCUAUACCACACAUGCUUAAACUCCUUUUACUGUGUUAACCUCUACCACUUCAGCUGGAAGGCUAUUCCAUUCAUCCACUACCCUCUCAGUAAAGUAAUACUUCCUGAUAUUAUUUUUAAACCUUUGUCCCUCUAAUUUAAGACUGUCCUCUUGUUGUGGUAGUUUUUCUUCUUUUAAAUAUAGUCUCCUCCUUUACUGUGUUGAUUUCCUUUAUAUAUUUAAAUGUUUCUAUCAUAUCCCCCCUGUCUCGUCUUUCCUCCAAGCUAUACAUGUUAAGAUCCUUUAACCUUUCCUGGUAAGUUUUAUCCCGCAAUCCACGAACCAGUUUAGUAGCCCUUCUCUGAACCCUCUCGAAGGUAUCAAUAUCCUUCUGAAGAUACGGUCUCCAGUACUGUGUACAAUACUCCAAGUGAUGUCUCACCAGUGUUCUGUACAGUGGCAUGAGCACUUCCCUCUUUCUACUGCUAAUACCUCUCCCUAUACAACCAAGCAUUCUGUGUGCCUAUCUGAACGCAUCCCUGAUGUUGGCAAAAACUUUUCUAGCAUUCUGUUGAAUUUUUUCUGCACCCUUUUCGAUAGCAAUUCCUUGCUAUAAUUCUGACCAAAUAAAAUGAACUAAUGAAAAAUUUUGUGCUACAAUGUCGUCGAUACCUCCUAAAUUCACUAUUAAAUCUGGAUAGGUAAAAAUUUGAUAAAUUUUUUUUUUUUACUUUUCCAAUAACUGACCACGUAGCAUCACAGAUGCCUAGCCAAAAUAUUUUUAACUGAAGUGCUCUUGAAACCCAGAUUCUCGACAUGUGUGACCACUUGGCACCACAGGUGCUUUUCAAAAUAUUUUAACUGAAGUGCUCUUCGUAUGCUCCUGUGCCCUUUUCUGGGCCCAAACUACAAACGAGUGACCAAUAACCCAGGCAAUCGCCAGCUUCAGGAAGAGAGAUAUUAUAUGCACCAAUUCUAUGAAACAUCAUAACUUUGAACUAGUUACCACUUGCACAUAAGGAAUUUCUUAAUCAUGUGGGUUUUUUAACAAAUGAAGUCUGAUUGAGAGAUAGAUAGAUAUAUCUUCCAAUCUUUGAAUGAUACCUUCACUUAAAACACACCUUGCUGCUUCCGUUGCAGCUCCUAUUCUGAAGGAAUUGUGAUUUAAUAAUGCUCUUUGCCUAAACUUUAAUUUAUCCAGGCAUACCUUAAAACUUUUAUUAAUUGACAUUUAGUUAGCGGGCUAGAACCAAUGUGCAUAAAGAAUGGACCUUCCACUCUUGGCCGUAAUAACUAUUCUUCUGUCACUCUCACUGGGCUCAUGAUUGAGCCUUGAAUGAGAUCAGACCACUGGACGUACAGGAACAGAGGGGGUUGAGGGCCCUGCUCGAUGAGCUUACAUGCUAGAGGGAGUGGGGUAUGGUGACACAAAGGGUUAAAGUAGGGGAAUUAAAUAGUUUCUUAGAGAAGGGUUUGAUUGGUAGGUCAUUUUUGACAGUUACAGGAAAGGAGUCAUGGGGUGGGGGAUGAGAAACUUGCUGACAGUUUAAUUGAUGCGCUUUAAUGAUGAAGUGAAUUUUCAAAGGUGUGUGUGUUUUUUUGUUUUUUGUUUUAAUGGAGUGGAGGCUGAUUGAGGAGGGAAAGGAGUUCCACAGAAUAGGUGUAGCCCUGAAGAAGUCUUGAAGGUGAACAUCAGAGGUGGGGAUCCGGGCAGAGGAUAGGUGUAGGUCUUGGGCUGAGCGCAGGAGUCUCGACGGGACAUACUUGUGUAUGAGGGAGGAUAAGUAUGUUGGAGCAGCAUUAUGUAGGGAUUUGUAAGCAAGUGCCAGAAUUUUAAAUUGGGCCCUAUAUCUAACUGGAAGCCAAUGCAGGGACUGACCGAGCGUGGAGGUGUGGGAGGUGCGGCCGGACAGGAAAAUAAGCCUCGCAGCUGCAUUCGUUAUAGAUAGCAGCAGUGCAAGCUGAGAACAUGUAAGACUAGUGAGAAGGGAAUUGCAAUAGUCAAGGCGAGAGAGAACAGCAUGAACCAGUACCUUAGCCGCGUUAGGUAUGGGCGGAUGCGCGCUAUGUUCUUGAGUUGGAAGCGACCUAAUGACAACCAUCUCUUUUACCUUCUAAACAAACUUCUAAAUAAAACUAGCUCCAAGGGUGAAUAACCUAGUACUUUCAAAACUUAAAAUAACUGAUAAUUCCAAAAAGGGCCCUAAAUCAGAGCUUGACAAAUUUGUUUGGAAUCUAGGAGCCAGCUAAAAAAGUUAAGAGCAAGUUUGUUUUUAUUUUUUUUAAACUAGCGAAGUUUAAUUUAUGAGAAAUAUACAAUUCUUAAAGAGACACUAUAGUCACCAGAACCACUACAGCUUAAUGUAGUUGUUCUAAUGCCUGUAGCCUUUUUAAUGUAAACACUGCCUUUUCUGAGAAAAGGCAGUAGUAACAGUGAGAGGAUAUCACUGUAUUCUCCAUAUCCUAUCUUUUUUUAUUGAUUUACUUAAAUGAAAAACCAGAGGGGAACUUUCACACCCUAACAUAUAAGUUUCUUUCACUCUAACCUCCUCCCACACAGACUGCAUCACUUUAGGACUACCUGUGAUGGUUUCCUUGCCUUUGACCCAAGCUCUCGCUAAAUGUCUGUAAUAACUUUGGUAAUCUUUUCAAGUUAAGAAUCUACCUCACCUAAAACCGCAUUAUUCCGUUUUUUUUUGGGGUUUUUUGGUUUUUUUUUUUUUUUGGUUUUUUUUUUUGUGACUCACCCAGCUCAUGACUGUGACCCAUGGCGUCCUGGGCAGCUUCACUCUCUUCACACAGCUUCUUUUGUUCAGAUUUCCUGCUUUUGUUUCUACUGCCUCUUCUUGCUUCUUAUGGGAGAUGGUGAAAAGUAUCCCUGGAUUUUCUAAUCCUUGCCUCAUGAAUCUUGCAGGAGUCACUCUCAUCAAAUCUUCUUGCACUGGCCCCGUAAUUGUGGGAGGGAAAUAGCCCGCACACUCCUCAAUUUGUAAUCUCCUCCUGCAGUUCAGCCCCUUCCUCUUUAACUUGUUCAGACCUUUAAAUUUAUACCCCGCAGUUCCUGCUGCUAGGUAGCUCGUGCUGCAAUUAGCCACUCAGGAACCCUACCUGAGGGCAAGCUUCCCGCCAAACCCAGCUGCACGCAUUGCACUGCGCCUGACACCUGGCUAGCGCUACCUCCGUGCACUCACCUGAUACCCACAAACCUCUGCCCCAUCAAAUCCCAUGAACCUGCUCCUUCGGAGUCUGCCCGCCUGGCAUAUCCUUUCUCUUUAGGACAAGUGACCUAGUCAUUGUUUAGGAGCUGUUAAACUUUAAUUGUUCGAUAGAAACAAAAUACAACUUCUUGCCAUUUUCUAGCAGUGACCCUCAUGCACACUACAUCAUUGAGUUCAAAGGUCUUUUCUUCCUUUACAUUAAAAGGUUCCAACGUGACCAUUUCAACACUGAAAAACCAUCAGAUCCUGGAGUGGUAAAUUGGACUAAACUCACCCUAACUUGCUUAGAUGAACUUUUUUUUUUUUUUUUUAUAAUCUGUAGCUUCUUACCCUAAAUCCCCCUUUUAAUAGGGUUAUUGCAGGUACCUGUGUGUACUCUUACACAACAGACAUUCAGGGUACCACUGUGUGCACUAUUUGCCAUUUCAGUUAUGAAUUAAAGUAAAAUAAUCAUGGAAUAUUGUUAUGGAAAGAACACACUGGCUUUCUUGCAUUACUCUGAAAUCUUUAAUGAUCAAGCGAAUCUCAAGGUUUUUUUUUUUUGUUUUUUUUGCUUGCAGGUAAAGCAGAAGAGUAGGUUGGAUGGUCAAGAGCCUACAUUGAUCACAUCGAUCACUUCUUGCGCUAGUAACUUCAGUGACCCUGUCUAUAAAGAAAUAGCCAUUUCAAAUGGUUUUGUUAACAGAAUGAGUAAGGAUGAGCUGAAAACAAAACUUGCAGAGUAUAAGCUUGACACUAGGUAAGUCUGUUUGUGGCACAAAGAUUUGUUUAUUUUAUAUUAAAUGAUCUGCCACAGAUAUCACAAAAGCAGAGGUUCCCUAACUAGUUGCAUUCAGAAAUAAAUGUUACUGCAUAUAGUAACAUUCUAUCACUACAACUUACCAUGUAUUUUCUCAAACGCUUGUGUAAAUAAAACAGUGAAUCUUUAAUGUGUUGUCUGCGACAAAGUCGCGCUUUACAUUUUCCUGAAUAAAUCACUUCGUAGUGCCUGGGGAGUUGUGAACAAUGUCUCUGCUACAGUAUAUCACAGCAACAGCCCACUAACACCAGUGACAAUACUGCUGAUGUGAUAAUAGGAAGGUAGAAUAAACUGCCGAGUUAGUGUCAGUAUGUUUGUCUGUGUAUGGACAUGUUGGCCGGGGCUUGACAAAUCCUACUCAACAUAGUAUCGCAAAUGGGGCCUAGUGUCCACAAUUUAUCUCCCAGUUGGUCAAAAAAUGUAUCAAAACAUCUUAUCUGACAUAUACAUAGUGCUUACAUCAUCCUCCAUGUAUGGCCAAAGGUGAGGUUGAGCGUUGAUUGGUCUAUAGCACUGUCAAUUGUGUUAGGAGUUACGAUUUUCUACGUGGGUAAAAGUUUCUUUAUGUAUUUGUGUGACUGUGCCAAUGGCAUAACUGACACACAAAUCCUGGGUCCUUAUCCUAAACUGUAGUGCUCUUGUGGCCAAAGAUAGAACAGUGAGGUUCUUUUUUUCGAGCACUCUCUCCCUUGUGAGUAGUACAAUACAGGAUGCAGAGUUCUGAUCACUCAGUAUUUUUUGGCUAUAUCACUAGCAAUGAGCUAUGGAGGAGAGGGGGUGGGGGUUGAAUCACACCUCUCCUGCUCCACAGAGGAAAGGGAAACUGUAGAGAACACAUUAUACACUUCAAACUUUUAUACAUUCUAUAAUGUGGAAAACAAAUAUUCCUUUUUACCUAAACGGAUCUUGUGCCAGUUUCAUCCUAUAGAUAGCCAGAACUCUUCUAAACUGCCUAAUAAAAAAAAAAAAAAAGAAGAAAAUUGCAUGUGUGUAUAUUUAUGUCUCAAACUGUAGACUCCACACUUGAAGUCUCAAUUAUUAAAUGACUUGCCUUGGUGAUGAAACUUGGGUCAAAUCAAUAUAAAACCAAAAAAAGAAAGCAAUGGUAGGUUUUGAUAAGCGUUGUUCAGAUCUAAAAUGUUGAUCCAUCUUCUAGUAUGUUGUGGGGGUUUUUUUUUUUUUUUUCUUCUCCUUUCCUCUCCCACCCCACCCUGACUAAACUUUAUUUUGCAUGUUUGUUUUAAUCCAGUGGUGUAAAAGAUGUGCUCAGAAAGCGCCUGAAGAAUUACUACAAAAAACAGAAGCUAACGCAUGUUGUGUUAAAGGAUUCAAGCAGUCAGGAUACUUAUUAUGACUACAUUUGCGUCAUAGACUUUGAGGCCACCUGUGAAGAAUGUAACAAGCCAGACUACAUCCAUGAGAUCAUUGAAUUCCCCAUUGUUUUGGUCAACACAAAGACUUUGGAAAUUGUAAGAUUUUAAGGGAAUAUAUAUUGUACCUGGCCUAAUGUCAACUCAAGGUGAAAAAUCUGCCUUUCUUUCAAAUCCUUUUAAAACACUGGGAGGGGCCUGUGAAUUUUUAUACUCAACAAAAUAUAUGUAUUCUGCUUUCAUAUGGGCUGUUUGAAUGCGCACCCACAGAGGGAGCCUGGUGCUGGAGAAAGGUAAGUGGCUGAAGGGGUUUUAAUCCAUGUGGCCCUGAGGGUGGGGGGGACCUAAUGACCCUAUAGUGCCAGAAAAACAAGUUUGUCUUCCUGGCACUAUAGUGCUCCUUUAAGUGAUCUUUAAAGUUUUUUUAAAAGAAUUGCUCUUUCUUAUUGUACUUGAGCAUAUUCAGCUCUUAUUUGCUCGUGGUAGUAUGUGUGAACUGCAGUGCAUUAACUAGCAGAAACUAGUUCUAAAACCAUGAAUAUAUCAAACUAAGGGAUUCGGUUAGAUUCUGAAACAAGUUUGCAAACAUGUUUUUCCUUUGAAUUUAGCAUCCCAACUAACAGAACGAUUUAAUUGUAAUGACAUCGAUAUAAACUUCUGUAAGAUGGCUUCUGAAGCAUCUACUCUAAACUUUCAGUAGAAAACUAAAAGGAAGCUGGAUAAUACAGAAGAGAUCCAAGUUUCCUCUUAACACAGGGAUACAAUCUGCAAAUAUUUACCCAGAGUAGUGCGUUGUAGAAGGCUCAUUACAGCCAUUUGUGACAGGGUUGUAUUACACUUGCAUAGAAAAUGUUUAGAAAUUAAACCAUAUAGAAUAUUUUAUUUUUAAUGUUUUCUUAUUCGAUUUGUUUUCUCUUUUCUCUAGGAAGACACAUUUCAGCGUUAUGUGAGGCCGGAAAUCAAGACUAAUCUUUCUGAAUUCUGCAUUACACUUACAGGAAUUACUCAGGUGUGUGUGUAUAUAUACAUUAUUAUUGCAAUGUAUAUAGUGCUAACAUUUUUCCGUAGAGCUUUACAAUAUUAUAAGAUGGGGGAUUUAACUAUAUAAAUAGGAUAUAUAUAUUCAUGUCUGUAGUAACUAAAUGUGUUCAUUGUCAUACUCGGUGCUUGUUCUUUUCUACAGAGAAAAUCUGUUAUGUGAUAGCUACUACUAGACAAAUAACUUCUAAAUGGGCACUCUAAUCCCGUAACCACUGCAAUGCGUUGUGGUUUAUGGUAUCAGUGUGCCCAUUUAGAAGGUGCUAGCCCCUGUUUCUGUUAUACAGUUUAGAAGUGGUUUGCCACAGAGUCCAAGGCACCAGCAAAAUGGCUUUUUACCUCGCCUGAUUGCUAAUGCAGACGUUUCACUUCUACAUUAGUAUUUCUUUUUUUUUUUUUUUUUUUUUUUUUUUAAAAUUUUAAGCAUUUAUUAGCGAUGACAUGAAACAUUAAUAAUCUAGCAAAUGCCAUACCACAGGCACUUGGGGAUCCUCUGUGUCCUACUGCUCAAAGUAGGUGUAGACACCCACAGUCUUCAAGCACCAUAACCACAAUAGAGGGCCAGUUGUAGUGAUUAUGGCAUUUGAUAAAGCCAGGUUGUGAAAUAAAAGCAGCUCAAUCAGUGCUGUUGGUUCACGGACUGUGUGCAUGUCUUUCUGGCAUUGGGUUGCGUAGCUAAGGCCAAUUUUUAGUGAAUGUUCUGGGUAUUUUUUUUUUUUUAUAAAUAUAACUCUGUGGGUUGUCUUGAUAAAUACACCUACACUUAUUCCUGUCAAAAUCGAUUUUUCUUUUAGCUGGCUUUUCAAACUACUUUUUUUUUAUUUAUUUUUUUUAUAUAUCAUCCUGACAGGACAUUGUAGACAGUGCAGAUACGUUUCCUGAAGUUCUUCGUAGUGUUGUUGACUGGAUGCGAGAAAAGGAACUCGGAACAAAGUACAAAUAUGCAAUCCUCACUGACGGGUAUGAUUUAGAGCCUUAAGCUGAAUGCGGUUACUUGUUUUAUUAAAUGAUUUUGGGCUACAAGAGUUGGGCAGUUUGUCUGAAAGAAAGUGAUCUUUGCAGGCAUAUAUGGCAUAGUAAUGACGGUGUCCAAUACUGGACAUAUUUGUGCCUGUAAUAACCUGAUGGCAUUUUUAUGACUGCUAUUUCUUAAAAAAAAAAAAAAAAAGGGUCCAGAAUGUGUUCUUUGGACUACAGUAGGUACGGACUCAAAGUACCUGUGCUUUACAGGUCAUUUCAGACUAAAAUGCCGUCUGCAUUUUCUUGCAAGGUAUGGCAGCAGUUGAUUGAAGUACGUCUUAUUGCUGUUUCAACUAGUUAAUAAGACAAAGUAGUCGAUAUUGUCUCAACCUUUUUUAAUUGAACUUUUUUUAAUGAAAUUCUGGUAUUGCAUAUGAGUAUUUUUCUAUUUUAUUUGCUUUUUAAAACUAUGUAACGGUGUGUCUUCAAGACCUAAAUAGCCUGCAAACUACAUAAUUUUUGUUUGGAUUUUCCUAACACUUAAAUCUUAGCUGUGUUUGUAAUACUAUAUAAUACACUGCCUGGCCAAAAAGUCACCACCUGGAUUUAACUAAGCAAAUAGAUAAGAGCCUCCGAUUGGAUAGUUACUGUUUGGGUGAUUAUCUUUCGAAUGGCAACUUUUAUUUUUUUUUUUUCUGAUGGCACUGGCAUAUUCCAAGAUGACUAUGCCAGGAUUCAUCAGGCUCAAAUUGUGAAAGAGGGGUUCAGGGAGCAUGAGCUGUCAUUUUCACAUAUGGAUUGGCCACCACGGAGUCCUGACCUUAACCCCAUUGAGAAUCUUGGGAUGUGAUAGAGAAGGCUUUGAGCAGUGGUCCGAGACUCUCCCAUCAUCAAUACAAGAUGUUGGUGAAAAAUUCAUGCAACACUGGACGGAAACAAAUCUUGCGACAUUGCAGCUGAUUGAAACAAUGCCACAGCGAAUGUGUGCUGUAAUCAAAGCUAAAGGCUGUCCAACAAAAUAUUAGUGGGGUUUUUUUUUUGGCCAGGCAGUGUAUAAUACUAUAAUGAAACAAUUUAUUUAUUUUUGUCCCUGAUUUUUAACUCAUUCUCUUGAAAAGAACAGACCUUUUGCUUAGUAGGAUCUGCAUUGUAUAUACGCAUUUAUUCAGUACUUGGCACAUUUGCUCCCUCAGAGUACAGAAAAAUGUGCUUAAUAUACAGAAAUUGAGUUAAUUGUAACCAUAGCUUGUAGAUUAAAUAAAGCUUAAGUGGCAUUCAAGUAACAAGCAGUUGACCUUCCAAAUCAAGUAUAUAUGUGUAAUAUAUAGAUAUGGAGCAAUAGAUUAAUAUGAUUUUUUUUUUUUUUUUUUUUUUCUGGUUGACAUCUGUCACAAUAAUCUUUGCUAAUUGUACUGCAUACUUUUUGCAUUUUAGAUCUUGGGACAUGAGCAAGUUUCUGAAUAUGCAAUGUCAUAUUAGCCGCAUUAAAUACCCUCGUUUUGCUAAGAAGUGGAUCAAUAUACGCAAGUGUUAUGGGAAUUUUUACAAGGUCUGUACAAGCUACGACAUUACAAACCAUUUUGUUUAAAGUCUGCACAGAUGGGAAAAUGUAGAUAUUAAACAUAAAACAGAAUGUAAACAAUUGUUCUAGGAUGGCUGAAAGUAAAAUGUCAUUCUGUCUUCUCUUCACUGGAUGAUCUUGUUCUACUCAUGGCAGUAUCUCUCUUGCUCCCAAAAAUUUUAUUUGAUCAGAAAAGACAAACUUUUUGUUUUAUCAUCAUUGAUAACCAAAUGGCAAAAAAGUGUCCAGCAAGCUAUUAACAGAUAUAAGAAAUUCUAAAUUAAACAGAAUUUGCCAUAAAUUAAGUGUAAACCUUAAAUGACACUUUAUAGGAAAUAUUCAGGUAGGCUGUGUAAAUCGUUUGCAAGGAAUAGUGACUGGCUGUGGAAACAGUCAUUUAAUUCCUAAAUGGCAGAUAAUUUGAGCAGUUAGACUGCAGAGGCAUGAUAUGUUAAAGUUGUUUUGGUGACUUGGUCAUUCGUGUUUUUUUUAUAAAUAUUCUUGAUUUUUCAAAAAGGCAUGCAAACAUUUCUCAUUCAGAAUGACCAAUGUGUACAGGGUUAACUAAAAACAUCGGUAUGUAUAUCAUUACAUGUGGCAUUUCGUUGUUACAUUAAAAUAGGCGACUCGGCAACAAUGCAUCCGUUAUGAGUGGUCACACGUAGGUGAUCAACAGGUCAGAGUCUGUACAUUAUUAGAGCAAUAUGUCUGCAGCCUCAGUUUUAAACUUUGAUUAGAAAAAUAAAUAGAGGGGAAAAGAAUGAAGAGUCUGGGCGAAAUUAGAGAAGUUAGUGAACUACCUCUGUCUGUCCUGUGGGGGACUUGGUGUCCUUUUUAACUUUAUCCUACUGCUUACCUGGCUUCCAGUCACCACUCUGUGUAAUCUCACCGGACAAUAAUCUGUUAGUGUUUUAGUCAUGAUGGAGAAAAUUAGAAGAUAAAAUAAAUCUAUUGCUAUCCAAGUUGAAAUCUACCAGUUUGUUUGGAUAGACCUUAAGAUCCCCACUUUUAAUUGUUAACUAAAGAUUGAUAAUGUUUUCAGUUGGUUAGAAAGCUCUGAAGUAGAACCUAAUCCCGUACUAUAACAUUAUGGAUCUGAUCUGAUGUGAUUGUGUUUACUGAAACCCACCUCCCCUUAGUUUACGGUUUUGCAAUUUUCUAUGUCAGGUGCCAAGGACCCAAACCAAGCUGACAACCAUGUUGGAAAAGUUGGGAAUGAAUUAUGAUGGCCGUCUGCACAGUGGUCUGGAUGAUUCUAAGAACAUAGCCCGGAUUGCUGUUCGAAUGCUUCGAGAUGGCUGUGAACUGCGUGUUAAUGAGCGGUUGCAUGGAGGGCUGCUCGUGAAUGUAUGUAGCUCCUUGCCAUUUGAAGGGGCUCCUGUUGCUCAAUAUCCAUGCUUUAAAAACUAGCCUUUUCCCUGCUGCUUUGUAUAUACUCAGUGUUUAUUUUUUUUUUUUUUGUUUGUUUGUUUAGGAGCUCCUUACACAAUUUUACAAAAAUUUGUAAGUUCUCGCAAAAGAUUAAGAUUUGCAUUUUUGACAUGCUUUUUAAAUGUGCACUUGUGAUUUAUUAACUAGGAAAUGCAAUGCUUAAAAUGGAUUGUGUUUUUUAAUGUCUUUAAUAAAUGAAUCUGAACGGACAAUAUCCUGGGGAAUUCGUGAUAUUUGUAAUAUAGCUUGACAAUAAAUAUUGUUUGUAUUAAUUUAAAGGUGUGCAUUAUUGACACUUUUUCUAUAUUUAAAUAAGCUGUACAUUUGUAA